AAAAGAUACAUCUUUACUUUUCAACAAAUAAAACUGUGAAUUUUGUAGUUUCAGAAAAUGUGAAUUUGUAGUUUCAGCUACCAUCAAAAUACAAUUAUGUUUCAAGUGACAUUAAAGUGAAAUGGAAAUUUAUAUUUCAAACAAACUGAAAUCCCACCCUGCUUGUCAUGUGUCAUCAGAUCACACAAAAACAUAUAAAAGAGAUGAUUCUUAUACUAGAUUAACUUUAAAGAGAGAAUAGUCACUAAUUUGCUUCAAGUGCAAUGCUCUAUAUACAAGACAAAAGGUAUUACGGUAUAUGGAUAUAAAAUAUUGAUGCAUUAACAACUGCAGGACUCAUGACUCUAUAUUAUGACAGGAUCUCAACUAAAAAUUUGAGUCCAUUUCGUUCGUUGUGGGACAAAAAGGGCACUGGGUCACCUGCUCCUUUUUUCGUGUACUCAAGACUUCUUUUGUUCAGCAGCAAUACUCAAUUAGGAUGCAUGCACCUCAGUUCUGUCACUGUUAGCAUGUCUGAUACAAGUACAGAUCGACUACUAUUUUUUAGCUUUACACAAUUUCAAUAUUAGACAUACCAUAAACACUAGCCCUUGUUGGUGCACUAUGUCGAAUACAGAUGACAGAGAUCUAUCCCUUUUGAUCUUUUCUACACUAAAUAACUUUGGGUUUAAAAAAGAAAAUGUAUGUUUUCGGUCUUUAAUAGGAUCUUAUGAAGACAAAGCAAAGGAAACCAGUAGUAAAGAGCAAAAGAUAUCAAGACAUCAUAUCAUAUUAGUGGGAAGUGCCGGGGAAGGUGUACAACUGUCAGACAGUGAUGUUGAUGGUAUGGGUUUUUUUGAGGAUAUAAUCUGUCUUGACCAAGGGGAUACUGUUGAAAACUUAAUUAUUCUUGAAGCUGAUCACUCUAACACAGCACCUGGAUAUACAAAGGUUGUUCUUACAGAUACAUUACUUACAGCUAGUGAUGUGAUUUAUCUACAUUUAAUGGUAAGCAUGUGCACUUCUGGCUCUGCAACUUCUACUGAUCGACAUUCAUAUGUUUCAAGUACAAAAUUCAGAAGUUUCUAUUUUAAUAUAUUCAAGAUAGCUACCCAUACAGAAAAUACUGGAGUAGAAAAUGAACUAACUACCAAUGGUCCAGCUGUGACAUUUAGAAUGUCUCAUAGACCAAAUUCUGAAGGAGAUGCUGUUCCAUCUUUAUUGUUCUAUGGAAGUGAACACUUGCGUAAAUGGGCAAAUAGGACAAGGCAUUACACUUGGCCAUCUAGUGAGUGUGUAAGAGAAAUUUCAGGAAUGGAAGGAUAUCUUGUUCCUGUUGGUGAUAAACUAAGCAUUCAACAAGACUUAGAAUGGCGAAUAUGUUACACUACCGCUGAGAAAGAAUUAAUUGCUAGUCUAAACGAUAUACAAAUUAAAGUGUAUGUUUUGUUAAAAUUGCUAGCAAAAUCUGUCUUAAAACCAGUAUGUAAAGCUCUAACAUCAUAUGUUGUUAAAAACAUAGUCUUUUGGAUAAUGGAAGGAACACAUCAACAAAGUCUUUCUCCAGAUCUUAUAGUGAAUCUAAUACAAAAAUCGCUGUAUUUUAUGAAAUACUGUUUAGAAAAUAACCACUUUCCAAACUAUAUGAUUCCCGAAAGAAAUCUUUUAAGAGGUGCUGUAAAUAGCAGGGAGAAACAAAAUGUCAUAAACUUCCUGUCUGACUGCUUAAGGGAAGGCGGAACUGUUCUAUUAAGGGUUCCAAAAUUGUAUCAGUGUGUUUUCUACAGCAAGACUUAUCCAGAAAAUGUGAUUAAGUUUGGAAAAUGGAGAGAUGAGGUAGAAAAACUGGACUUGCAGUUUCCUGAAAUAUGCGAUAACUUUUUUAUUAACUUAUAUACUGGUAAUAUGUCAAUGAAUGAGAUUCAGAAUUUUACCUCAAACGUGUCUAAAAUGCUUGCCCUAGUAAUGCCAGACUUAAUACCUCUUUUGAACUCAGGAAAAAAUUUCCAAGAAGUACUAGACGUGUACGCAAAAAGACUGAAAAUGAUUCAUCUUCUGUAAUCUCGAACAAUGUUAUUGGACUAAAGUCUUAUGCAACAGCCAGGAACUGGAUCAAAUCAACAUACCAAAAAACUAAUCAUUGUGUAACAGUCCUAACAAAUGUAUAAUAUUCAUGUGAAGGGCUAAAUAUAACUGUCUUUAAAAUAACUAACAGAAAACUUGAUUUUCCAUUCACAGUUUCUAAAGAAUAUUAAGAAACAAAGAAGGAUCAGUUCUGAGUAAUGAACAAAGAAGUUGCAUUGUAUUAAAAUGAGAUGAAGCAAUGCAAUAUUUAUCCUUAUAUUUCUAAUAAAGUUUAAUUUCAUCAUAAAAGUUACUUCUUUAUAUAAAAUGAAGAAUUAAUUAAAAUAGAGGGACAACACGCUUGAACACCAGAUAGGUUUUAACUGUAUUUAUUUAUAGAUCAACUACUUUCGGUUUGCUAUGAACCUUCAUCAGGAUAUACAUAUUAGAAAAAUGUUACUAUUUAUAGACUAUUUAUUUAUUUGGGUUUUACGGCGCACCAACACAGUAUAGGUUAUAUGGCGCCAAACAGGACUACAAAUUUUGGUUCCACAU
Mercenaria mercenaria is the source of this 2598-nucleotide messenger RNA. RefSeq lists its product as uncharacterized. The coding region runs from base 604 to 2040 and encodes 478 amino acids. NCBI's taxonomy places the organism in Eukaryota, Metazoa, Mollusca, Bivalvia, Venerida, Veneridae. The record is from RefSeq and is a predicted model, not a curated record. The transcript is spliced from 2 exons.